Schistocerca americana (American grasshopper) is the source of this 528-nucleotide messenger RNA. Its product is annotated as protein TRACHEARY ELEMENT DIFFERENTIATION-RELATED 7A-like. The transcript is spliced from 2 exons. The record is from RefSeq and is a predicted model, not a curated record. Bases 1 to 528 code for a protein of 175 amino acids. NCBI's taxonomy places the organism in Eukaryota, Metazoa, Arthropoda, Insecta, Orthoptera, Acrididae.
AUGUCUACAACCGAGGGCGCUGAAUCACACGAGAUCUACCUUACUCAAUUGGAGGCUUCACGGAUUCCGCCGCCUCAGCCCACGACUCCACCGACGGCGCCCCCGCCGCUUUUACGCCUGCCAUCGUCGCCGUCGCCGCUGCCGGUCCAGUCACCUGCACCGGACGGGCGCUUCUCGCCGUCGCCACGUCAACAUCCCCGGCCGUCUCCGUCGCCGCCGCCACCACCGCCGCCGCGUACCUCUGUGGUGCCGGAACCGAUGGACGCUGAGGCUGCUGAAACGCCGCCGCCACGGUCGCCCAUUGAGGUCGUUGCUCUGCCUCCUCAUCCGAGCAUACAUAGUGGCGGUGCGCGGCCUUUUUCCAGGGCGGUUUCCCCGCCCCUCGCGAGCAAUUCGGGGCCACGGGUGGACAGCACGCCCCGGCAGUUCCACUGUCUGCUGCGCCCCCCUGGGUCCCUCCAACCGUCGUCGGAAGCCCUACUCAACGACGCAGCGUCGUUUCAGGGGGGAGGGAUGUGGUAUCUAUAG